AUGUCGCGAGGAAUCGAGAUGUACGGCACCAUUGCCUCCUUACCGGCACCGUUCGAUGCAGAGAAUGGACGGAGUUUUGCGGCUCCAGUACACAGCAUUUCCGGCUCGAGGAAGAGAAAAAGACAUGAAGUUGUUGCGGGUGUCGACGGCGAGAGCAUCAACAUCUACAACAUUCAAACUCAUAGCACCGUCAGCUCCUAUGCGCUUCCACCACAGACAUAUCUCGCCGCACCGCCCUGUUCCAUUUACUGCAAACGAAUGAAACCCCAACAACCUCAGCGUCGCACAUACCUGGCAGUCCGCGACGGUGUAGCAUCGACCAAAGCGCGAUUGAUUACCUUCACCGAAGAAUUGGGCAAACCGCACACCGAAGAGCGUGAACCACGGGCACCUGCGAGGCGAGAGCGAAAGCUUCGGCAUAGGGACGUGGCUGGGUUUGAAGUGGUUCAGGUGGGUGAUGGGCAGGAGAACGAUGCCAGCAAGUCGGGCGUGCUCGUCUUUUACCAGGGCGGUGACAUUGAUUGCGUCAGCGGCGACCUGACAAGCGUGAGAUGGGAACAUACCGCGAGUGAAGCCGACGUCGACGUUGAGCUCUCCGCCGUCGUAGACUUCGAAACCGCCCGGAGAGGCCUGCUCAAGAAUCGGGAGGAUGUUCUCGCCGUGCUCGACCCGGGCAAUACUGGAGCUUCACACAACGCACCUCUGAUACUCUGCCAAACCUUGCGGAUAGGGACGGCGAGACGAGUCCGGAUUUACGCACUACGAAACGUUGUUGGUGAGACGUUGCAAAGCAGUCGCUCACCUUUGGAGGAGGUCCUGACUUUCGAAUUGUCUUCGCGAGCAGCGGCCAGCGACGAGCGUGCUCGCUACGAGUUGCACGCGGCGUCUGGCAUGCUCUACCAGCUUCUACGUCAACGAUUAAUCGCGUACGAUCUUUCCGCUACCACCCCAAAGAUAGCAUUCGACCUGGGGAAGAAAGGUCAUCCAGGCAUCAACACUUUUGCCCGACUGUCUGCCGCGAGCGUGGUUGCCAUCUCCUCCGAUCGGAUCGCGGUUCAUGACACUAAAUUCGGCUCCGUUCUGGGAUCGCUCUCUUUGUCACCAAAGGACGAUCCGUUGGCUAUCGUUGCCAACUUUACCGACUCGAGCUUGUGCGUAACCUUGCAAGGGUCUGAACUUGUCGCCAUCCAGCUCGGCGAGUUGGGUGACGCAAAGCAUUCAAGGUCGGCGGGUCCUCUCCUCGCAGAAGUGCUAGGAAAGGGAAAGGCUUCCGCAGAUGCCAAUGUCACAGAUAUUUCACUCACAAGUGUCAAGAAGCAAGCCAAAUGGGAUGAGUGGAAAGGCAUAGUAGAUGCGUUCAUUACAGCUGGCGACAUUGCAGGCCUGGAAGAUUUCGUCGCGAGCAAGGUUGUCAAGGUCGGCAAGGCUGUCGGAGACGGUAUUCCUGCUCUGACCAACGGCUCUGCCGGUGAGACAUACGAAUUGUGGGACCUACCUCCUCAUGCCUACGAUCCUCAGCAUUUGGAUCCCAAGAAAAGUAACUACAUUCUGAGUCGAAMGUUUGGGUGGAAAGAGGACGGUUCGGGGCGGAAGCUGGAGCUGAAGAUCAACUCAAGGAACAUACUUCGCUGGUUCACCAUGAGCGGAUACUUGAAUGCCGAACAUCUUCAACAGGCGUUGCCUAACGAUUCCAACGAUGCCAAUCGACCUAUCGUGGCAGCUGGGGACAUCAUGUCUGCCAUCAGCGAGGUCGACAGCAACUUCAUUCUAAUGUGCGAGUUGAUCACUCUUGACGCGCACUGGGACAUUUCAGAAGUUGUGCAAGGUCUCAAAAUCCUCAUGGAAUCCUUCGAGGAGAGGAACCCGGAAUACGUUGCACAACUACAACUUAACGGCAACUCCGACAUUUCAAUGAACGACCUCGACGAUGAGAGUCGAUUCCAAGUCGAACUCGAGGCUGCCGAAGCACAGCGCAAUGUAGCCGAGGAAAUGCUGACUUUGGGCGUCACCAUUCGCAGCGAAGCCUUUCGCGUCCUCCUCGCUCGGCUUUCCGGAUUCCCGCAAAAGGAAAUGUCGAAGACAAUGCGAUCCAUGUGGUCACAGCAAGACACUCUCUUCUUCAUCGCGAUUCUUCGCCUCGAGCUCAUCGAUGGGGGUUGGACGAAACUCUACGUCGAUCCUGAAGAUGAUACCGUCUCGACCUUCAGAGGCGCGGUGGAUCAGGCUCAAGAAGUCUCCCCACGCAACGAGGCCAUCAGAGUCAUCGCGACGCUGCUCAGCUCUGCCAUUGACGCCAUCGGUUUGAGUGGAUGGCUCAUUGGUCYCAGCAGCGAUGCAGAAGGGACCUCAGAUCUCGUUCAGACUUUGAGACUUGAACUGAGUGCCGUGCUUGAGGGACUCUUCAUCGACGCCCAGCUUGACAGCUGCAUCACCGAGCUUAGUAAGACUGCCGGGUCGGUGGAGCCUACUUCGCUGGGAAAGCGCAAGAGACACGAGGAGCUACAAACUGUUGUAGCACCAGAAAAUAUCCAUAUGCCGCUGGGAGGGCGGUUCGACCCGCCGACAUUGGGCAACGCAAAGGAGAAGAAAAGUAGUAGGAUUGCGAUGGCGGAGAAGAAGAGUCGGAGUGUUGGGAAAUAUUCAUUCGAGCAGAUUAGAUUCUAG
Molecule: messenger RNA, 2664 nt
Organism: Ramularia collo-cygni
Lineage: Eukaryota; Fungi; Ascomycota; Dothideomycetes; Mycosphaerellales; Mycosphaerellaceae
Exons: 2
Coding region: 1-2664 (887 amino acids)
Source: RefSeq, a predicted model, not a curated record